Molecule: messenger RNA, 1132 nt
Organism: Mugil cephalus (flathead mullet)
Lineage: Eukaryota; Metazoa; Chordata; Actinopteri; Mugiliformes; Mugilidae
Gene: her8.2
Product: hairy-related 8.2
Exons: 4
Coding region: 143-748 (201 amino acids)
Biological process (GO): regulation of neurogenesis; anterior/posterior pattern specification; regulation of transcription by RNA polymerase II
Cellular component (GO): nucleus
Molecular function (GO): protein dimerization activity; DNA-binding transcription factor activity, RNA polymerase II-specific; RNA polymerase II cis-regulatory region sequence-specific DNA binding
Source: RefSeq, a predicted model, not a curated record
CCGCAGCCAAAGAGUUGGAGCAUUCACAUGCUAAUUGCGCCCUAUAAAUAAGAGGGUCGUGGCGCGCCGAGGACCCUAGAGACGCGCUGAGAUUCGGAGGAGAAGGGACAGACGUGCGCGCAAACAAACCCGAGGAGAAAACAUGACUGCUUCAUCCGUGGCGCGCAACGUGGAGAAACACCCCACUGCCAAGGAGGAGAGAAAGCUGAGAAAGCCGCUUAUUGAGAGGAAACGGCGGGAGAGGAUAAACAAUUGUUUGGAUCAGCUUAAGGAAACUGUGAUCGGAGCGUUCAGACUUGAUCAAUCCAAACUGGAGAAGGCAGACAUCCUGGAGAUGACGGUGAAACAUCUGCAGAACAUCCAGAAUAACAAGCUGAGCGACCCCACUUUAGGCCUGGAGGCCCAGCAGAGAUACAGCACGGGGUACAUCCAGUGCAUGCACGAAGUCCACAACAUGCUCCUGACCUGUGAGUGGAUGGACAAAACUCUGGGCUCCCGUCUGCUCAACCACCUCCUCAAGUCUUUGCCCAGGUCCACCAGCGAGCGCCCCCUCUCCCAGCAAACACCCAGACACAGCGCCACCCCUCCAGCCGGCCACGGCAUCCCGGGCACACCCCUCAGAGGAGACCCCCUGUCCGCGAGGCAGCUCCAACGAGAGGGGCCCACCUGCCACGUGGUCGGACGUCAGGAGAGGCCGGCCCUCCACAGCUCCCACCUGGGGAUGCUGGAGAUGUGGAGGCCCUGGUGAACAGCCGGAUCAAUGAUGUUGGUUCUCUAUUUUGUUAGGCCAUCCUCUGUUAUGUAUCUUAUAGAUAUGCUGCUCAGAAGACAAACGUGUGGGGCGGUUUUGUUCCAGUAAUUAUUGUUAUUGUAGGUGUGCUAUGAUGAUUCUAUACAGACCUUUUCUUAGUACUUCCCUCCAGAAGUGGACUUCUUGUAGCCUGCAUUAUAGAAGGCUCUUAUUAAUCUUUCAUGUAUUUAUUGUAUUAACAGCUUUAUUUAUUGCAUAUUGUAAGGCACGACUUUGCUUCUUAGACCACUUGCUUGGCAUUGCAUGGAUUUCUAUGCCUUCAUCCUUCACUGUAUGAUUAACAUAAACAUUAAUAAUAAUAAAAUCUAUUAUAUACUCCCA